CUUUUACUCUCCAUCGUUCUCGUCCGUCGCUUGCUACGCCACCAUUUCCGUCGUCUCGUGCCGAUCUUCUGUUGAUUUCCCAAUUGCUGUCGCUUCCAUUCCUGGAAGACACCUCUCUGCCUUCAUCUAUAAUUUUGAUCGUCGUUCUGGUCGACUUUGGCAGCAAGCACGGCAAGCCCAAAGCCUUGAGAGGAGAGAAGUGAACCUCCAAAAUCUCGAUCUCAGGUGUUUCCUCGGUGAUCGAUUUGCGGAUUGCAGUUAGCUCAAUUGGUUAUCUUGUGGGGAAACGAUUGUCAGACUUUUCCCAUGAUUGCUUCUGAAUAUCCCAUGGACAGCAAAGAUCACUUACCUUUGGAAGCAAAGAGGAUGUUACGGUCGUUGGCUUCCGAGUGGGAUGAUGUGCUCGACUCAAAUGCAUUACAGGUGAUCCCACUUAAGGGUGCCAUGACAAAUCAAGUCUUCCAAAUAAAGUGGCCGACCAAUGGAGUGGCGCGAAAGGUCCUAGUUAGGAUUUACGGUGAGGGUGUAGAAGUGUUCUUUGACAGGGACAACGAGAUCCGGACUUUUGAGUUUAUGUCUAAGCAUGGGCAGGGGCCUCGUCUGUUGGGUAGGUUCUCUAAUGGGCGAGUUGAAGAGUUCAUCCAUGCACGGACACUUUCAGCUCCUGAUCUGCGUGACUCUGAAAUUUCUGCUCGUAUAGCAGCUAAAAUGAGGGAGUUCCAUUCUCUGGAUAUGCCCGGUCCAAAGAAUGCUGUUCUCUGGUAUAGACUAAGAAAGUGGCUAAAGACGGCCAAGGAUAUGGCUACUUCAGGAGAAGCAGAGGCUGUAAACUUGGAUGCCGUUGAGGAUGAAAUUCUUUUGCUGCAAAGGAAGCUGGCAGGGGAGGAACAUAUGGGAUUUUGCCACAACGAUUUACAGUAUGGUAACAUAAUGAUGGAUGAAGACACUAAAGCAAUAACCAUUAUUGACUAUGAAUAUUCCAGUUAUAAUCCCAUUGCCUUCGAUAUUGCGAAUCAUUUCUGUGAGAUGGCUGCUGACUAUCAUUCCGAGACUCCUCAUAUUUUGGACUAUGGAAAAUAUCCCGAUUUACAGGAGCGCCGAAGAUUUAUACACGUAUAUUUGAGUCAUUCAGGUGAUGUACAAAGUGAUGCUGAGGUAGAGCAGCUGCUCCAAGAUGUUGAGAAGUAUAAGCUGGCAAGUCAUCUAUUUUGGGGCUUGUGGGGAAUAAUAUCGGAGCAUGUGAAUGAAAUCGACUUUGACUAUAUGGGAUAUGCAAGGCAGAGGUUUGAACAGUAUUGGUCGACUAGACCCGUUUUGUUGAGCUCACAUGGAACUUCUCCCUCUGAUGGUGUGAGAGACAGCUAAACGCACCCUCAAGUUCUAAAAUUUGCUAAUUUUGUUUGCAGUAUUGUACAUACAAAACCAUGUAAAAGUACACUGUCCCAGGUUUCUGCACAGAAGACAUCAUUAGAUGAGGUUUAUUAGGAAAAAAAGGAAAUAAAAUAACAUAGUUAGGUGAGGAUUUUGCCUGUAAUAAAAAUGUCAAUCUCUUGGGUAGCAUUAGAUUUGAACUAAUAAUGUAGGCAUUAUCUUUUGAUUGUGCAUUUUCGUGGUUAUUGUGCAGUUUUGGUUUUA
Molecule: messenger RNA, 1635 nt
Organism: Rhodamnia argentea
Lineage: Eukaryota; Viridiplantae; Streptophyta; Magnoliopsida; Myrtales; Myrtaceae
Product: probable choline kinase 2
Exons: 9
Coding region: 307-1365 (352 amino acids)
Biological process (GO): phosphatidylethanolamine biosynthetic process; phosphatidylcholine biosynthetic process
Cellular component (GO): cytoplasm
Molecular function (GO): ethanolamine kinase activity; choline kinase activity
Source: RefSeq, a predicted model, not a curated record